AUGUAUCUGCUUUGGGUUAUUGCUGUGAUGAUGGUAAACGUAGUUGCCUCAACAAACAUAGGCACUACACGCAUUUUCCCCAUCAAAAAACUUGAUAAUGCCAGUACCAGCAGUUCCAAAAAGUUUCGACGGUCCAUAUCAUCUUUAGACCCAUCCACACUACUUUCUGUCGAAGACAUUAUUUCCAGCAGCUCUGAUAAUUUCAUUAACAGUUUUCUAGGAGCUCACGCGCUUAAUUCUGAUGUUGCAGCAACAAUUAGUGGCUCCACACAAUUGAUAGACAAAGGUUACUGGAAAAAAAAUUCCCGCGGCGCUGUUUUCAAACACGGCUCACUUGAUAGCCGCAGCAUUAUUAUCGAUAACAAUAACACGUCCGAUUCAAUUUCAUAUUAUGCUGAGAUAAAACUAGGAACAUUCAAUGAGUCAACUGAGGAAAAAGUGUUCAAUGUUAUUGUUGAUACUGGCUCCUUUUUUACUUGGGUCUACUCCUCCAACUGUACAUUGGCUGAAUGUGCUGACCAUACGCUUUUUGAUGCCGAACAAUCAAAGACGGGCACUUUCACAGGUUUGCCUUUUGAAGUUAUUUACAAUACUGGACUUAUUAAUGGAACAUUUAUUCAGGAUCGUGUUCGUCUUGCAGGCUUUGAUUUUGGUAAUCAAUACUUAGGCUUGGCGAACAGUGGCCAGUCUAGUUUCUAUUCUUAUGCUGUAGAUGGAAUCUUAGGUUUUCCGUCAAAGGACCCAGAUAGUUCAACGCAUGGAAUUCUUAAUACUCUAUAUUUAGAGUCUCUUAUUUCUCAGCGUGUUAUUGGAAUUAGUUUAAGCGGAGAUAAUGGAAAUUUUACUGAUAGUAACGAAGGAAGUCUUUCCAUUGGUGGUCUUGAUUCGGAAAAGUAUUCUGGAGAAAUUGAAUAUUACUCUAUCAAUAACUCUUCAAUUUUCUGGGAGAUUCCACUUGCCCGUACUCUUGUUAAUGGAACAGAAGUUUCCUUUGCAGCCGGAAAUAGCGACAAUGGAACUAGGACAGUUAUUGUCGACACAGGAACUACUCUUCUACUUAUGCCACCUAAUGAUGCUCUCAUGCUUCACAGUUACAUUGGAAAUUCAUCCACUGAUGGAUCAAACUUUGUUAUUCCGUGCAAUUCAACAAUUGAGUUUGCAUUUUCUUUCGGUACCAAUAGCUCCUCUCGUAACUGGACCGUUGGCCCCGAUUCUUACAUUGGUGAGCAGUAUAAUGAUGAAGGAUUCUGUUUAAGUAACAUUCAAGGGCUUUAUGUUGAUGAAAAACAAUGGGUCCUAGGUGAUGUUUUCUUGCGUGGGGUUUAUUCUGUUUUUGACAUGGACAAUGCCGUUGUUGGUUUUGCCACCAAAAAGUCUUCAAAUACUAGUGUUACCCCUGAAAGCACUUUUGUUUCCUUAUCUUUAAAUUCAUCUAUAAGUACAACUUCAGAAUCCUCUGCUACUGCUACUGCUACUGCUACCUCAACUUCUGGAGCUUCGGGACUCUAUGUUGGGGUUUACACUUUAACAUUAUCUCUGAUUUUGCAGUUUUUAUUAUGA
This is a messenger RNA of Magnusiomyces paraingens, 1560 nucleotides long. RefSeq lists its product as uncharacterized. Bases 1 to 1560 code for a protein of 519 amino acids. NCBI's taxonomy places the organism in Eukaryota, Fungi, Ascomycota, Dipodascomycetes, Dipodascales, Dipodascaceae. The transcript has a single exon. Gene Ontology annotation, molecular function: aspartic-type endopeptidase activity. The record is from RefSeq and is a predicted model, not a curated record. Gene Ontology annotation, biological process: proteolysis.